This is a messenger RNA of Condylura cristata (star-nosed mole), 4135 nucleotides long. RefSeq names its product nuclear receptor subfamily 2, group C, member 1 (gene NR2C1). Gene Ontology annotation, molecular function: RNA polymerase II cis-regulatory region sequence-specific DNA binding; nuclear receptor activity; zinc ion binding. NCBI's taxonomy places the organism in Eukaryota, Metazoa, Chordata, Mammalia, Eulipotyphla, Talpidae. The coding region runs from base 677 to 2494 and encodes 605 amino acids. The transcript is spliced from 14 exons. The record is from RefSeq and is a predicted model, not a curated record. Gene Ontology annotation, biological process: negative regulation of transcription by RNA polymerase II; cell differentiation; anatomical structure development.
UGGUGCUGUGCUUUAUUUAACCUGUUGCACCAGGGAGGGCCCAGCCAUCAUUUCUUUUGCUCACAGAAAUUGAUAGGUAAAACUAGACAAGAUUUUGUCCCAGCUGGGAUCCACCCAUUUGUUCUCUAAUCGACCUUUAAUAGGUAAGCAUCCUAUAACAAGUUAGUUUUCCACAGGUCAGAAAUCAUGUCCAUCAUUUUUCAAAUCUGAAGCGCUUGUCUCAAAAUUUCCUUUAAAUACCGCCAUUUGGCAAAACAGGAUGCUAAACGCACCUGGCUUCUCAAAAUCCUAGAUUUGGACAGGCACUCGGGCGCGUCUGCCUCCAGGCCGAUAGGGGGCAAUGCACUUUCAUCAGAGGCUCAGUUCUCGGAUCCCUCCACCAAGGGAACGUCACCACCCUGCCGCUUCUCAUCUCUACUGCGCAGGCGCGGCCGGGAACACGCACCGUGUAUCCGAGGGAGGGGUCACGAACUCUGACCCCCCCAAAUACACAAACCCGGAGAGCUCCCUUCCCCCACUUUCCUUCCCCUUUCCCCCCCUCCGUUAUCUUCGACCUGCCUCCUCCCAGGCCCCCCACCCCCACACAGCCGCCGCCGCCGCCGCCGGACUGUCCAGUCUACGCCCGGCGCAGGACCCCGCGCGGCGGAGAAGCGCCGGACAUUUUGGCAGUUAGAUCAUGGCUACCAUAGAAGAAAUUGCACACCAAAUUAUUGAACAACAGAUGGGAGAGAUUGUUACAGAACAACAGACUGGCCAAAAAAUUCAGAUAGUGACAGCGCUAGAUCACAAUACACCGGGCAAGCAGUUCAUUCUGACAAAUCAUGACGGCUCUACUCCAAGCAAAGUCAUUCUGGCAAGACAGGAUUCCACUCCAGGAAAAGUUUACCUCACAACUCCAGAUGCAGCAGGUGUGAACCAGUUAUUUUUUACAACUCCUGAUCUGUCCGCACAGCACCUUCAGCUUUUAACAGAUAAUUCUUCCCCGGACCAAGGACCAAAUAAGGUUUUUGAUCUUUGCGUAGUAUGUGGAGACAAAGCAUCAGGGCGUCAUUAUGGAGCGGUGACUUGUGAAGGCUGCAAAGGAUUUUUUAAAAGAAGCAUCCGAAAAAACUUAGUUUAUUCAUGUCGCGGAUCAAAAGACUGUAUUAUCAAUAAACACCAUCGAAACCGCUGUCAAUACUGCAGGUUACAGAGAUGUAUUGCGUUCGGAAUGAAACAAGACUCUGUUCAGUGUGAAAGAAAACCCAUUGAAGUAUCAAGAGAAAAAUCUUCCAACUGUGCUGCUUCAACAGAAAAAAUCUAUAUCCGUAAAGAUCUUCGAAGUCCAUUAGCUGCAACUCCCACUUUUGUAACAGAUAGUGAAACUGCAAGAUCUGCAGGAUUGCUGGAUUCAGGAAUGUUUGUGAAUAUUCAUCAGUCUGGAAUAAAAACUGAGUCAACUGUGCUGAUGACACCAGAUAAGGCUGAAUCAUGUCAGGGAGAUUUAAGUACAUUGGCCAGUGUGGUUACAUCAUUAGCAAAUCUUGGAAAAACAAAAGACCUUUCUCAAAGUAGUAAUGAGAUGUCUGUGGUUGAAAACUUAAGCAAUGGUGAUACUUCUUUGUGUGAAUUUCAUCAAGAAAUGCAGACUAAUGGUGAUGUUUCAAGGGCAUUUGACACUCUUGCAAAAGCAUUGAAUCCUGGAGAGAGCACAGCUUGUCAGAGCUCAGUAGAGGGCAUGGAAGGAAAUGUAAACCUCAUUGCUGGUGAUUCAAGCAUAAAUUACAUUGAAAAAGAGGGGCCUCUUCUCAGCGAUUCGCAUGUAGCUUUCAGGCUCACCAUGCCUUCUCCCAUGCCCGAGUACCUGAAUGUGCACUACAUUGGGGAAUCUGCAUCCAGACUGCUGUUCUUAUCAAUGCAUUGGGCACUUUCAAUUCCUUCCUUCCAGGCUCUAGGGCAAGAAAACAGCAUAUCAUUGGUGAAAGCUUAUUGGAAUGAACUUUUUACUCUUGGUCUUGCCCAGUGCUGGCAAGUGAUGAAUGUGGCCACUAUAUUAGCAACAUUUGUCAAUUGUCUUCAUAGUAGCCUUCAGCAAGAUAAAAUGUCAACAGAAAGAAGAAAAUUAUUGAUGGAACAUAUCUUCAAACUACAGGAGUUUUGUAACAGCAUGGUUAAACUCUGCAUUGAUGGAUAUGAAUAUGCCUAUCUGAAGGCAAUAGUACUCUUCAGUCCAGAUCACCCAGGACUAGAAAACAUGGAACAGAUUGAGAAAUUUCAGGAAAAGGCUUAUGUGGAAUUCCAAGAUUACAUAACCAAAACAUAUCCAGAUGACACUUACAGGUUAUCUAGGCUACUACUCAGGUUGCCAGCUUUGAGACUGAUGAAUGCUACCAUCACUGAAGAAUUGUUUUUCAAAGGUCUCAUUGGCAAUGUACGAAUUGACAGUGUAAUCCCACAUAUUUUAAAAAUGGAACCUGCAGACUAUAACUCACAAAUAAUUGGUCACAGCAUUUGAAAAGCAAGCUCUCAGUGUAAACUUACUGUUCUUUCCCAGAAUACAAGUAGAUACCAAACUGAAGUUGUUACUUCCAGGGAAUCUGGAAAUUUUAACUUUAAAGAAUAACCAAAAUCUAAGGGUUUCGUGUGUGUAUGUGUGUUAACUUCCUUAUGAAGACUUUUCUAAGUGACUAGGCAGGUAGUAGGAAUUAGAAUUUCCUUUCCUGUCUUAUUUAAGUGAAUAAGAAUUACUAUGAACUUAUUCUUGGUUAAGAUGACAUCUAAGGGCAUCACUUCACUAUCUAAACUAAAACCUCUCAUUUUAUUUUAUAAAAAAAUAAAUUAGUCUUUUUUUUUCCUCCCUGAAUUGUGUUCUAUUCAUGUUUAACUUCAUUAUAAACUAGUUUAAACACUCAUUAGAAAUCUCUAAGGGGGGUUUCCUUGUAUUUUACUGUUCCAUAAGAUAAACUGUUUUAAUUACCAUGUCAAAAAAAAAAGAUUAUUUUAUGCUCAAUAGUAUAAUGAUAAUACUAGAACUAUAGGAAAUAAUCAAAUAUAUAUUUUUUGUCUUUUGUAAAUAUCAUGUCAUCCUUUAGCAUAUAGCACUCUCAUUGCUGGCAAUGAGCAUUGGCCAUUCAUGAUCUUACGGAUGAUUUUUUUUAGUGUCAUAUUAUUAGUUAUAAGCACUUUUUAUUUAUGUGUGUAGCUAAAAAUUGAUUUUGAGAAUAAGAUAGAAUACAUGUUUUGUUAUUUUUGGUUUACUACUGUGUUUUUAAAAGUAGUAGAGAUUAAUUGAACCCAAAAUGUUUCAGUAUUUCAAAAUAGACAUUAAAACUGUUGAUCUUCCAUUCCACAAAAAGCAUCUUCCUCUUUUCUCACCUGCCUGCAUUAUAUGGUCUCCUGAUCCUUCUGGGUUUUUAGCCAAUUUCUUUUUAGAAAAACCCUGUUUGUUAAAUAAUAGAUUUAUCAUAGGUGAUCUAUUUUCAAAGUGAGUUAAACAGUUACUUUAAAGCAAAUUGAUAAUUUUUUAAAAUUUAACUUUUUAAGAUAAACAGGAAUAUGCACUGAAUUUUCUUUUUUAAGUGGAAGGACUGCUUUAACAGCUAUGUAAGUAUCGGCUUAAAGCCUUGUUAUUGCUACAAAAACAUUUUAGACCCCUUGGAUGUCUUCCUCAAGUAAUGUUUUCCUUAGCAAACCUGACACUAUGAGUUAUUUUGGUGUGUCCUUUUUUUUUUUUUUUUAAAGGCAAGUAGGGAGAUUAUGCAUUCAUUAGUUUAUAAAGACUCUGCAAUAGAAGAGAAGCUAAAUUUUGGGGGAGGAUGUUGAUUUUACUGGUUGCUACUUUGUCUUAAGUCAAACAUUUAACAAUUUAUCAUUCUUUACCAAGUUACUAAGGGAAUUUUUUUCCUAUUUAAAACAUGAUUUUGUCAGCAAGUUAUUUAUAAUUAUCAACAGGGGAAAAACUACAUUUAAUACAAAAUACUCAGAUGGAAAAAUCAGUAGGUUUAUACCUUUAUAAAUCCAAUGAAGUUAGCCAAAGAUUCAGGAAAAUAACUAUUUAAAAUGAUGUACUAAUGGUUAAUUAAGAUAUCUGUUUCCUUCAGGUAUUUUUCCUGAUUAAAUUUGUAGAUUUAUUUGGAAGUGUUUUUUAAAACUAUAU